This is a messenger RNA of Geodia barretti, 486 nucleotides long. The record is from the annotation of a GenBank genome assembly. Lineage: Eukaryota; Metazoa; Porifera; Demospongiae; Tetractinellida; Geodiidae.
UACACGCAGAGAGCAAACAGGGAGUGAAGGAGGUGGUUCUGAAGCCCGGGAGACCUACUAGUGAUGUGCCAGUUGGGAAAAGAUUGUGACUGGGGUAUUUCCAUGGUCCAGAGGUGUGGCUGUGCUUUGCCGGAAGACGUGAAGAUGUUCUACCUAACCCACAACGGACCCAAACUAGAAUGGACUUGCCAACGACAUCAAGCAGAUACUGUAGUGCCAGUAGGGAGAAUCCACAUACCAUCACUCAAUGAUCUUCGACCCCUGGUCCCUGAUCAGUCUCAGCCUGAUGAGUCCAGGAGAUCGUCUCCUUCUCUGGCAGACCUGGAACCACUAGACUCCAAGAACGGCUGUGUGCCCUCCCUGCUGGGUGAGUGUUCAGUGAUGGUGCUGGACUACUGCCCCACAUGUGGUCACACAUGUCUCGUCUUUCGACAACACUCACCACUACCAUCUACUCCUACUACUACUACUGAUAAAAGUGAGUAG